AUGGAACAUCACACACUACCAGCAGACUAUCCAUAUCGUUGGACACCCACUUCGGAAUUCACGUUGGACGAGUUCCUCGAAAGUAUUCGCAACGACGUCAAGAAUUCAAAGCCGUUCAUCUGCGUUGCGGCGAAGAGCAACGAGAAUACAGAAGUAAAGUAUACAGAAGCCGUCAAAGAGGCGACAGCGCUUGUGAACGAGGUAGCGAAGCAAGUGGAGGACAUUAAAAACAACAACGACAUUCCAGUCAGAGCGAACAAGAAGAAAGGGACAAAGAGCAAAAAGGAGGUUAGAGAGGAACUUCAAGCCAAAGCCACAGUGUCUCUCAAGAAGAUUGCCACGGAAAAUGGGUUUGUGAACGGCAAAUGGAUUGCAUUUGUGGAUCAGACACAGGCGACAAACGUGUUCAAUAAAGUAGCACACUCGUUGGUGUCAGGCCCACUCUCGCAGACCAAGGCAUGGCAAGUCCGCGUUCGGACACUGCCCGUUGACGACCCACAAGACGACAAGCCACGUCAGAGCAACAUCGAGGUUCUUUUGCCAGAUAUCUACGAUGAAGAGGCAGCGAGAGAGGUCAUGAAAGUGCUGUUGCGCCAUCACGGGUUGAGGCUAGCUGGAGCGAAGCCUAAUCUUUACACGGCCAUUGGGGAGGCGCUGAUCGAUACGCUGGAUGAAGAGCUGGAUUCGAAGCAUCUCAGCGGCAUUCCCUCGACGGUCUGGAAAGGAUCAGGUGGCCCAGGGAGUGUGCUGAGUGAGGCAGAAGUUCAGGCGCUGCGAAACGAGUACUUUGCCGAAUUGGAGGAGGCCAAGAAGGAAGCCAACGGUGGAGAAGGCGAGGGUUCUGCACCAAAAAAGACAUCUGGGCCGAUCAAGGCAAUGAACAAGGAGACGGAUGAAAAUCCUUUUGGAUCAGACGAGGAUGAGGACGAGGAGAGCCGCAAGCCGAAGAACGCGCAACCCAAGAAAGCUGCGCCGGCACCCAAAAGACCACGAAAGCAAGCUCAAAGCGAUGAAGAUGAAGAUGACACUCCUCGUAAAAAACAGGCCAAACCGACGGCAGCGGCAAGCAAACGAGGCGGUGCUGCGAGACCACGACCGCGAGUGGCUGCUGUAAAGGCAAAGAUGGAACUUUCUGACGACUCUGAAUGA
Messenger RNA from Serendipita indica DSM 11827, 1149 nucleotides. Lineage: Eukaryota; Fungi; Basidiomycota; Agaricomycetes; Sebacinales; Serendipitaceae. The record is from the annotation of a GenBank genome assembly.